Messenger RNA from Dermacentor albipictus, 1888 nucleotides. Its product is annotated as pancreatic alpha-amylase-like. Gene Ontology annotation, molecular function: cation binding; alpha-amylase activity. Gene Ontology annotation, biological process: carbohydrate metabolic process. The record is from RefSeq and is a predicted model, not a curated record. NCBI's taxonomy places the organism in Eukaryota, Metazoa, Arthropoda, Arachnida, Ixodida, Ixodidae.
AGGAAGUCCUCGGGGUAGAUCGGAAUCGCAUGCGGAAUAUUUGAUCCCGGCCUUCGCAAACACAGGAAACCAACACUUACGGCGAAACCACGGCGCGCAGCAAUUGCUGAAGAGAGAAAACGCUUCGUACGUGCCUACCGUGAGAAAGAGGGCCGUCGCGAGAUGAGUUGUUCCCCACGUCCUUGUUUUUCUGCGUGUAGUAGGCCAGUUGCACGGAGACGCCCCACAGGAAUAAUGUGGACGUUGUGGUUGCUGUUGCUGACCGCUACGUUGUUGAACUGCUGCCGCAGCGCCCAUGGAAUCAACAAGGAGCCGAACACGGUUCCCGGUCGAAGCGUGAUCGUGCACCUGUUCGAGUGGAGAUUCGACGACAUUGCCGAAGAGUGCGAAACCUUCCUUGGCCCGCGUGGCUAUGGCGGUGUUCAGACAUCGCCAGUGAAUGAACAUGGCAUCGUCUUCGGAGCAACGGAGAAACGGCCAUGGUACGAGCGGUACCAGCCGGUGAGUUACAAAAUUGGCAACCGGAGCGGCAACGAGACGCAGUUUCGUGACAUGGUUCGCCGGUGCAACGAGGCCGGCGUCAGAGUGUACGUGGACGUCGUGAUCAACCACAUGACUGGCGCCCUAGAGAUAAAUAAGGGCACCGCAGGGAGCACCUUCAAUUACCAUGAAUUCAGCUACCCCGCCGUACCGUACGGUCCAGAUGACUUCCACAGGAAAGAAAAAUGUGGGACCAAGUCUGGCGGCAUCGAAAGCUACGGAGACGCGCGGCAGGUGCGCAACUGCCAACUGGUCGGGCUCCGCGACUUGGACCAUGGUAGAGAGCACGUUCGAGCCAAGAUUGCUGAGUUCUUGAAUCGACUCAUCGGGUUUGGCGUGGCUGGAUUCCGCGUCGACGCCGCCAAACACAUGUGGCCUGCUGACCUCCAAGCCAUCUAUGCUACGCUUGAUGACCUCAAUACACAGUUCUUUGCCCCGGGAACCAAGCCCUUCAUCUACCAGGAGGUGAUCGACUUGGGUUACGGCGAGCCGGUCACCCGUUGGGAGUAUCACCGCCUUGGCAGAGUGACCGAGUUCCUUUACGGAGCUAAGCUCGGAGCCGUGCUUAGGAAACGACCGGAUCAGCUGCUGAAGUACCUUAGAAACUUCGGCGAGGACUCGGGCUUCCUUCCGGGUGGAGACGCGGUGACUUUCGUGGACAACCAUGACAACCAGAGGGGCCACGGAGCUGGUGGCGCGGACAUCCUGACGUUUUUCGAGCCCCGCCUGUACAAGAUGGCCAACGUUUUCCUACUUGCGUGGCCAUACGGACUGCCUCGCGUUAUGAGCAGCUACCGCUGGCCCCGGGAUUUCCAGGAUGGCGUGGACCGAAACGCCUGGUUUGGACCGCCGUCGGAUGCCGCGUGGGACAUCCAACGCGUCACUCGGCACAGCGACAACACGUGCGGAGGCGGAUGGAUAUGCGAGCACAGAUGGAGACAGAUCUACAACCUUGUCGAGCUGCACAAUGUGGCGGGGUUCUCGCCUGUCACCAACUGGUGGGACAACGGUUUCCAUGCAAUCGCAUUCGGCCGUGGAAACGCGACGUUCGUCGUCAUCAACAACGAGGAUUUCCGGCUUCAGGCAAUUCUUCAGACGUCUUUACCACCGGGAACAUACUGCGACGUCAUUUCUGGCGUGAAGACUUCAGUCGCUUGUACUGGAAGGUCAUUCGUCGUCAAGCCUGAUGGCAAAGUUGAUGUUGCCGUGGACAACCUAUGGGAGGAUCCUGUCAUCGCGCUACACAUUGCGGCAAAACUUGACAGCACAGCGUGAAAAGCCCGCGCUGCCUCAUAGAGCUGGAAAUAUACGCAGAAAUUAUAAAUAAAAUUAUCAGUUUGUUUAUGCA